This is a messenger RNA of Fulvia fulva, 981 nucleotides long. RefSeq lists its product as uncharacterized. The coding region runs from base 1 to 981 and encodes 326 amino acids. NCBI's taxonomy places the organism in Eukaryota, Fungi, Ascomycota, Dothideomycetes, Mycosphaerellales, Mycosphaerellaceae. The record is from RefSeq and is a predicted model, not a curated record. The transcript is spliced from 4 exons.
AUGUUGAGCAGGAAGGAGACAUCUUUGCAGCAGGAACAGCUCAAAGCAGCUGUAUACCGAGUGGCGUUGAUGACGUGCAGAAGAAAUCUCGAGAAAGCUGUAAGAGAGUUGGUGAAUCUACAUGCAUUCAACGAGACUUACAUCGGUACAGAGCCGUAUGGCCCUGUCGAGCGUACGCCGGAUGUCGAAUUGGGCGAAUUGGACCAAGAUCCUACACUGCGGGCGCGGUGGCGCAAAGCCCAAAGGGACCUGGCGACGGCAGAGAACGCCCUUGAGCAGCACGAGGGUCGCAAUGCCGAUUUUACUGCCUGGACCAAAGAAGCUACCGCCGCCAGGAAUCAAGGAGUGGCCGGGCCACAGGUUGAGUCCUUCAGGGACGAGAGGCUGAAGAAGCACAGAGCACUUUACGAACACUUGCAAGAUGCGAGACAAACCUUCCAACAAGUGCGAGACGAAGCUAUGGCUGCUUGUUUCGACCCGAUUACCGUUGUCAAGCAGCGCCCGCGCGCCACAAAGGCCAAGCUGAGAGGUGAAGUGUUUGUCGACGCAGAUAUAGACGAGUUCUUGUUCCACCCUAUGGACGGCAUGACGGACACAGAAGGUACCGAAGAAGAAGACAUCAGAGACGAAGACGCCAGAAGGUAUCGUCCGAGACAUCCAGCGUGGGACGCCAACAUCGUACGACAGUCUGGCGCAGUGUCUUCGCCCGCGUCUCAAGCUUCAAUAGACCGCAGGAAAGUGGAUGUGAUUCGAGAUCGUGGCGCUGUGUGGGACUGCGAGUCCGUGGCGCUAGGUGAGAGCCGCAGCAUGAUCUGCCAAGCGCAUUACGGUGGCGCCUUUCAGACAACGCUGAGGAAGGCGAAGAUCAAGGCCUGGCGUGAGGUCUGCGAGGCACAUCGAGCGGCUCAUGAAGGCCAUUAUCCAAGCAUAGAGGAUGGCACGGGAGCCGCAUCUGCUGAUCAACAUGCCUCCUUUCGAUGA